AUGUAUGAACAAUUAAUUAAAGAAAUCCGUCUUGAACUUGAAUAUUAUGAUCAAAGUGUCUAUGAUCUAGUUAGUUAUUGUUGUGACAGAUAUUCUAAUAAUCCAAAAGAAUUGGAAAACAUUCAACUGUUUCAGCAAGGAUAUAGUGAUAAGUCACCCAUAUGGUGGUAUACUUGUGAUAGUUUCAUUUAUCAUAUGCUUAAUUGGGCUCUUCGUGAACAAGAGUUUGAUGCUAUCAUAAGAAUAGCAUUUUUUAUUUGUAAUCUACAUCGACACAUUGAACAAGUCUAUUUGGAACAAUUUAAAGAAUGUCAAAAAGAAUUUAUCGUCUAUCGUGGUCAAAGUAUGACGCCAGAACAGUUCGAAAAGUUAAAAAAAUCAAAAGGUGAAUUAAUGUCGUUCAAUAGUUUCUUAUCAACAAGUAUAGACGAAAAUGUUGGUUUAGAGUUUGCUGAAAAAGCUUUAAGUAGUGAUCCCUCAGCUGCUAUAAAAAAAAUGAAAGCGAAAUUCUAUUCUCGAUGCUGA
This is a messenger RNA of Rotaria sp. Silwood1, 525 nucleotides long. The record is from the annotation of a GenBank genome assembly. NCBI's taxonomy places the organism in Eukaryota, Metazoa, Rotifera, Eurotatoria, Philodinida, Philodinidae.